Messenger RNA from Ixodes scapularis (black-legged tick), 2045 nucleotides. RefSeq names its product survival of motor neuron-related-splicing factor 30 (gene Spf30). Lineage: Eukaryota; Metazoa; Arthropoda; Arachnida; Ixodida; Ixodidae. Gene Ontology annotation, molecular function: RNA binding. The transcript has 7 exons. The record is from RefSeq and is a predicted model, not a curated record. Gene Ontology annotation, cellular component: nucleus; precatalytic spliceosome. Gene Ontology annotation, biological process: regulation of alternative mRNA splicing, via spliceosome. The coding region runs from base 11 to 928 and encodes 305 amino acids.
GGGGCGCCACAUGAAAAACCUCACAUUUCUAAUCAAGAUGGCGGCGGACGAUGCGGCUGCGAGUCUUCAAAAUUACCAAAUUCAACUUCAACAGGUUGAAGCCGCUCUCACAAAUGAUCCGGACGAUAAAGACCUGCUCAAGCUAAAAGAGGAUCUUUUGGAAGUGAUCAGCUUGACGCUCAACUUGAUUAGCAGCAGCGGUGCGGACACAGCUUCAUCAUCACCUCCGGGUAAAUCGGAUUAUGCAGGGAGUCAGAAGCACGCUGCCGCCGAGUCGUCGUCGACGCAGGACGCCGACAACGUUGGCUGGUUUCCUGGCGACAAGUGUCUCGCGCUAUGGAAAGACGGACAGUACUACGAUGCCACGAUCGAGGACAUCAUCGGAGAGGGCCAGGCAACAGUCACAUUUACCGCUUAUGGCAACACCAUCGUCAGUAAGUUAUCCCAGCUGAAGGCUCACAGCAACAAGCGUUCCAUGAACAAUGUCAUUGAAGGUGGACCAAAAACCAAAAAGCAGCUCCUCCUAGCCGAGAGAGAGUACAAGAAGAAAAAAGCCCAGAAGAAAGCGGUGCGUCAAAAGCAGAUGGAAGAGGAGCGCGAGAAGGAAAAGAACAAGUGGCAAGAGUUCAACACAAAGGCCUUCAAUAAGAACAAGAAGGGCCAAGUGAAGAAGAGCAUCUUUGCGUCACCAGACAAUGUCAACGGGCGCGUCGGAGUGGGCACGUGCGGCAUUGGGGGCCGUCCCAUGACCGAGUUCCAUCACCAGGAGAAGUGGCGCAAGCAGCAGCAGGCGGGAGCGGCCGGAGCGCAGGGAGCCAUGGGACCGCCACCGGGCAUGUUGGGCAUGAUGCCGCCAAACUUCGCAGCCAUGGGGUUCCCCAUGGGUUUUCCUCCCCCACCCCCUCCGCCACCACCCUCCAUCUUCUGAGCAGCGUUCUGCGUCAAAGUCGUGGUACAGACACUGUUACGCAGCCUCGCAGCUGCAGCAAGCAAGUGCCAGCUCGGUGUCGUGCAUACGCAACAAACACUCAUCGAUGCCAUUGUUGUUCUGGUGGCGAACGAGUAAAACCAAACUCUGACGUUCCAGGACGCGAGAUGUUUGCAAUGUUCCUCCUUCGUUUUUGACAGUCCGGUGGAGAAACAAGUUUGACAAACUUUUGAAAAGGCUUUAAGUAUAAACCGCGUGUAAGCGAUUUGGCGAGUGACGAGACAAGCGACGGCGACCCACUUCGCUCUCGCACGACGAGGCAAACCGCUUGAAAGUGGCGAGAGCAAGCUAUUGAGGCGACGUUUUCUAGAAAUCCAAAAAACCGAGCGACGCUACAAGUGACAGUGAGAAAUCUUCGUUGCUGACUCUCGUUGCUGUCACUCGCUGAAUCGCUUACAUGCAGUUUUAAGCCCUUAGUCUUUGUGUGACAACAUUUGUGGUUGGGCAAGUUUGACAUUGCCAAAGGCAGUGUGUUACUAGAGAUUGGGGUGCAGGCUUGGAAGGAGUGGAAAAACAGGUAUGACAAUAACUUUCAAAAACUUCGACCCUUAUCUGGUUUCAUCUACAAUCAAGUCAGAUGGCUCAAUCAAAACUGAACUAAUAAAUCCUAAUGUUGUUUGAAACUUUACUGAAAUGUGAUUCCAUAUGGCUGUCCGCUAUUUUUGAAAAAAUGCUUUAUGAAGCCUCUGCUUUCGGAUGGAAAAGUGUGUUGAAACACUAUCAGGCUGGUAUUGCAAAUUUCAGAACUGACUGAGUGAAACUGACGAUUGGGCUGAGGCUGGAACAGUAGUUACGUCAACAAGAGGAGCCUUGUUUUGGGCGAACAGCCUGACAGCAAGUAGUGUUGAUCAUAGUCUUUUUUUUUUUUUUCCCCUCUGUUGUGUUGGAGGUGUUUUCAGGGUGGAGGGAAGUUACCGCCAGCCUCCCUAGAGCAUGCAGUUUGAGUGUUUGAGAAAGUUGAUUGAAUUUUGUUGAGCUAUCAUUCACCUUGCUUGUGCUAAGACUUCUGUACAGUUAUAUUCAUUUGUGAAAUAAAUAAACAACAUUGUAAACCUUA